AUGGACGCGGACGACAGCUUCACCUUCGGCUUCAACGGCCAGUCUUUGCCAUAUUCGUCAUCCUGUCCCUCUUCGUCCGGCAGUUUCUCAUCAGCCUCUUCGCUCUACGAUGCCUUGACCCCGCCGCCCAGAAACUCGACCCCACAGCACCCCAUGGACUUUGAUAUCGCCUUUGGCAAUGACACCAUGAUGUUCGACGACUUCACGCCCUCGCCGCCAUCAACUUCUGCCUGCUUCCCUUUAGACAUGAAAUCAACCGUGGCUCCCAAUAUGCUGUGCCAUGGCCUGCCAAUGACGCCGUCUCGGAGCAGCAGCUCGGCGGCGGCAUUCCAGAACAAUGUGGACUUUACUCCAACACAGGGCAUGGACGCGUACAAUUUCAUGGACUCUCUCAUGAUUCCGACUCCAUCUCCACUGUUUAGUAGCCAUAUUCCAAACUGCGACAUGACAGCAAUCUGGCAGCACCAUGCGGAUGGGAGUCCCAUAACUUUUGAGCGGACUUCGUCACCGGUCGUGGCCAUGACAACCCCAACGCCCGGCCCUCUGGGAAGUUCCCACGGCAAUGUCAGGCGAAGGAUUGUCAUGGACGGGCCUCAGCAAAAGUCGGCAUUAUUGCAGCAGAGCCUUCCGAAGACAAAUUCCAACAAGGGUCGCACGUCAAAGUCCAAGCACAUGGCAGGAAAGCUUCCUCCACUCCAAGAAGGCUUCAAGGUCUCCAAGGCCCCGGCGAAUAGGCACAGAUGUGAAUAUCCCGAGUGCAAUGGUAAAAGCUACUCGAGGCAGGAGCACUUGAAGAGGCAUUACAAUGAAGCACAUUCGGAUAAUCCAGAAACAUGGCGCUGUGAAUUCUGCGAGACUCCCAAAACCUUCGGCAGGUGCGACAAUUUCCGAGACCACCUCAAGCGGCACAUCGAAAAGUCUGCUGGAAGCAGGACGAGACAUGAGAUCGGCGCUGCUAUCUUGCUUGCGGAAAUGCAGAGUAAGAUGAAGAACAAGAAGAAGGCUACCACAAGAUCAACGACGCCAAGCACAGAUGAUGGUAUGAAAUGCGAUGGCAGCCUUCUCUCAAAGUCUGCGCGGAGUCUGGUGAAGGCCGAACCUUCCUAG
Diaporthe citri is the source of this 1107-nucleotide messenger RNA. RefSeq lists its product as uncharacterized. The coding region runs from base 1 to 1107 and encodes 368 amino acids. The record is from RefSeq and is a predicted model, not a curated record. Lineage: Eukaryota; Fungi; Ascomycota; Sordariomycetes; Diaporthales; Diaporthaceae. The transcript has 2 exons.